AUGAGAGUGGCCUUUUUUGUUGGGUUGGUGUUUUGUUCUUUCGGGGUAGGGCAAUGUGAUUUGGGUCUCAAUGUUGGGGUGCCAGGAUUUGUGCAAAGUGUGGCGAAAGCCGUUGGGAAUCCGAUAAUUCCGCUUACCAAGGCGAAUGCAACAAUCCGAGUGGAUGUGAAGGAUGAUGAAAGUGAUACACUGAUAAAUUUAAUCAAAGUGUCGAACAAUGUGACUUUUCCGAUGAACAAAAUGCUUGGUUAUGUGCUGAGAAUGCCGACGAUGAAAAAUAUGAGCACAUGUGAUGUGUUCAAUAACGUUUCGAAGUUGAUUAUGGAAACCGAGUUGUCUAUAAAAGCAUUGGAUUCAACGGUCCAACAGAUUGAAAAUAAAACCAAGAGUGGGAACUACGAAGCACUGUACAGCAACUAUUCGAAUAUUGCGGAAUCUUUGGGCGAGCUUUUGAGCAAUGUUUCACACCUUUAUGAGAUUGUUAAGCUGAUAGAGACGGAAGAAUACCCCGUAACAGUAGAGAAUGUUACAAAUUUCAUAAACAGUACGGUGCAAUCGAAUUUUACCUCUCCCCUGAGAUCAAUUUCUAGCAGCAUUCUGAAGGUGGCAGAUCUUAUCAGAGUAAUCGCAACCGAAAGAAUCCAAUCUGUGACUUUUCUGAAAGAAAUAAAAACCGUUACCCGGAACAACCGCAACAGCAUCGAGGCUCAUUCUGCAGCGUACAAUAAGUCAGUGACAGAUACCUUGGAACGGAUAUCCAACAUCAGAAUAAACACAUUCAAAUCCAUCAACGAAACCUACAAAUCCAUCCUUUCGAAAUCUGCCGAUUACAACGGAGGAGUCAUGACCAAUCUUACUCAGUUCCUGCAGGACAUGCAAACGGCAAACGCAAGCUUUAGCCAGUUUGUAGAAUUUGGUACCAACUAUUCCAAGGAACAGGUGAACCAAACACUCGAACAGCAGCUGAACCUAACCUCAACCGUGCUUCUCAACGUGGCCACCAACAUUUCGAAUGAAGCUGCCACCAAUUCGAGCCAGUUUGUGGGACCCUGCCUUCAGAGGGCCAGACAACACCUGCUCACACCGCCCCUUAGUUUGGAUCGUCUAUCGACCUGCAUGGCCCAGGAAGCCAACAGCUAUCAGACGAGCAUCAUUUUCGUCCAGAACCAGAUGGAAGUGGCCCGGCUGGCUGCCGUCUCGAUUGCGACCCAAAUGGCCAAAGUCUGCCACAAAACCAAUGGGAAAUGUGCCGGUGCUUUCUUUGGCGCCUUCCCGGAGCACUCGGUUUGGGUGCAGGAUAAGGUGUCGGCCGUUUCCGGCGGAGUUGCCGAUGAUUCUUAUGUGAUAAUGAGUAAAAUCCAGAAUUGCAUUAUGGGCACGGCUGGAGAGCUAGAGGAUAAUAUUUUGGAUGUGGAAAAUCGGUUCAAUAGUUGUCUGGCCAGUGGGACGUUUUGA
Uranotaenia lowii is the source of this 1455-nucleotide messenger RNA. RefSeq lists its product as uncharacterized. NCBI's taxonomy places the organism in Eukaryota, Metazoa, Arthropoda, Insecta, Diptera, Culicidae. Bases 1 to 1455 code for a protein of 484 amino acids. The transcript is spliced from 2 exons. The record is from RefSeq and is a predicted model, not a curated record.